GUCCAACCUGGUCUUGAACACCUCCAAGGACGGGGCAUCCACAACCUCCCUGCGCAGCCUGUUCCAGGCUUUCUGUCAGCUCUUUACCUGCUUUAACACCGGUCUUUGUCUUUGCAGGUGGGCACCUCCUCGGUGGUGUACCCCGCCGCCAUGUUCGCCCCGCAGGUGUCGUCCCGCGGGGUGCCGGUGGCAGAAUUCAACACGGAAGCCACUCCCGCUACAGACAGGUUCAGGUUCCACUUCCAGGGCCCAUGUGGAAGCACGCUGCCGCCUGCCUUAGCCCGCCACGAGUCCGAGAUCAUCGCCUGAGGCGGGGCGGGGGCGGUGGGGCGGGGCGGGGCGGCGGGCCCCGAUCGUGCCAAUAAAGCGUGUGGAGCGGCAGCCCCUGUGUCGUGGUCUGACUGCCGGCAACGGGAUAAAGGUAGAGCGGAAGGAAGUCCGAGGAACGACUUCGGAAGUCGGCGGAGCUUUUCCGGGUCGCGCUGAGACGCGUUGCGGAGCGUGGCCAUGGUGCGGCGGCUCAGACGGCAGAAGGGGAAGGCGGCCCCCGUCGGCCCGUCCGCCGCUUCGCCCUCCUCGGAGGAUGAGGAGCCCCCCGAGGAGCUGUCGUUCGGCACGGCCAGGGCGGAGGCCGAGGCCGAGAGGAAGCUCGUGGGGGAGGCGGCGCGGAGGCACCGGGAGCUGCUGAAGGAGAAGCGGCGGCGGCGGCAGGAGCUGUUCACGGAGCAGAAGAGAAGGAAGCUGCUGCCCGAGGCCCUGCUGCAGGAGCUGGCCGCAGCCCCGCCUGCACGAGCAGAUGAGCCGAGCCCCCCUGCUGCACCAGGUACUUUGGAUGUUCUGUUUCCACAGCUCACAGUUAGCAGAGAAUGAAGGUGGGAUUAGACCUUCCCUUUCCAGCAGCGCGUGGCUUUUCUAUUGCACUGAUUGUUCUUUUUUGGCCUGUACGGAAUCCCAUCUAUUUGGGACUGAUGGCAGGGAACAGGAAAGCACUGUAGCUUUUAGGCUGCCUUUUUCAGCAGCUCUCUGAGGGCACCGCUGCUGGGUUUUACCAAUCAGAGCAGCUGAAAAGUGCCUCCUGGCUGCUUGUUCACAGCUUGUGUUGCUUCACAGAAUCACAGAAUCACAGAAUCACAG
This is a messenger RNA of Coturnix japonica (Japanese quail), 1134 nucleotides long. NCBI's taxonomy places the organism in Eukaryota, Metazoa, Chordata, Aves, Galliformes, Phasianidae. The record is from RefSeq and is a predicted model, not a curated record.